Messenger RNA from Macrosiphum euphorbiae (potato aphid), 3099 nucleotides. NCBI's taxonomy places the organism in Eukaryota, Metazoa, Arthropoda, Insecta, Hemiptera, Aphididae. The record is from the annotation of a GenBank genome assembly.
AUGCCUAGAGUAUGCUCAAUAUGUAGAGAAAAAAAUGAUCUAACACUUUUUAGAGUGCCGAUCAAUAGUGUUAGAGCACAAAAAUGGCAAGAGGUUUUUGGUACUCAAGAAACAUUAGUUCCCGGCAAAACUGUUUUGUGUGAAAAACACUUUUUGUCAACAGACAUUGUAAGACAAAAUGAAAUUAAAGACCCUAUUACAAAUCAUGUUAUUUGUACAAUUGCUCUAAGUAAAACUAUACUGAAACCUGAUGCUGUUCCUAUUCUUGGAGUAAAAAUUCCUAUUAAAACAUAUUCUAGGAUACCCACAUCAACUACAGUUAAGACAAUAAUUGGUCCUAGAACUGAUGAACUAAUAAGCCAAGAAUUUUGUGAAGAGUUAAAUGACUUAAAGGAAAAUGAUGCUAGUAAAUUUGGACCCAAAAAACUUGUUUUUUCAAACAAUUAUGAGCCAUAUGAUAAUCUGUUAGCAUACAGUUUGCCCAGUAAUUUAUGCUUAACACUAUUCAAAAAUGAAACAAAAAUAUGUAUUCCCAGUUCUUGGAAUAAAAUUUUGCCACAAAAUAGUCCAAAUACAACUAUUUUUUGUGAAGUAUUAACAAAUUUAAAAGAACCAGCAGUGCCUGUAUUUGGAAAAACAGUAGCUGUAAAUGAAAAAUCAUUUGUCAGUUUAAGUUAUUUGGGGAAAUCCAUAAGUCUAGACCACUUUAAUCAAAUUAAAGAACUUAAAACUAUCUUCGAAUUAGAAAAUCUAAUUCAACAAUUUGACAAACAAAUAAUGUGCAAUGGUGUAAACAUAAAAGAGAAUCUUAUAAGACAUAAACCUUCAAAUACAUUUAUGGAUCAAAUUGGUAAUUUGCGACAUUUAAAGUGUAUAAUGUUAAGUAAUAAUAACAAAAAUGUAUGUGGAAAUUGUGCAAGUAUAAAACAAUCAAUACGUACGAAUAAAUAUCGUCAAACAAAAAAACGGACUUCUGAGUAUAAGCGCGUCCAUUUAAAUGUAACUCCUUCUAAAUCCAAAAAAUUACAAAAUUUACGUCAAAAAGCAAAAAAAUUACAGCAAAAUAAAAAAAGAGGACAGAUUCAACUGAAAAAUUUACAAUCAAAACUAGACAAAGCAAAGAAAACUCUAAGAAAUAUAAAUAACAAUUCGUUAAUGAAUGAAUUAAGAAGUUCAAAUAAAAUGGAACAUAACCAAUUACUACUUGUAGAAGAAAUAUUGUCAGCAUCUAAGAGGAAAAGUGAAAGAGGAAGAAGAUACAAUGAAGAAUGGGUUAUGUUGUGUAUGUUGUUUCAUAUUCGGUCACCGUCAGGAUAUGCAUACCUUAGAAAUAAUAACAUUUUGCCAUUACCAUGUACAAGAACCAUAAGAAAGUACUUAUCAAUAAUAAAUACUUCUUGUGGUUUCGACCCAAAGUUCUUUGAAAUUUUUAAAAUGAAUCUUUCAACAAAACCUGAAAUGCAAAAACAUGGUUUAUUACUGUUGGAUGAGAUGAGUGUUAGAGAAAGCAUUUCAGUAAAUUCAAAGACCCUCACUUAUUCUGGGUUAAUUGAUUUUGGACCAGAGGAUGAAGAUUUAACCAGUUUACCAAAGCCCACUUCCUUAAACGAUAAGGCAACACAUGCCUUAGUGUUUAUGUUCCAGCCACUGGCUGGCAAUUAUACACAGCCAAUAGCAGUGUUUGCGUCUAGUGGCCCAGUUAAAGGGGUAACACUUGCUCAACUUAUCAUUAAAGCAACUAUUUUGUUAGAAAAAUCUGGUGCAUAUGUUCAUGGGUUUAUUGCCGAUGGUGCUCAAACAAACCGGAAAGUUUGGAACGAAUAUGGUUUAAGAGGCAAGCUAAAUGAUUGCCAAAACUAUGUUGAACAUUUUGUCGAUCCAGAAAGAAAAUUUUUUGCAUUUUCGGACACACCACAUUUGCUAAAAAAUAUCAGAAAUCGUUUUUAUAAUAAAAAAGAACUUGAGACACCACUAGGAAUUAUAAAAUGGAAAUUUUUUGAAAAAUUGUAUGAAGAAGAUUGUCAUGUAACAAGCUCUUAUUUAAAAGUUUGUCCAAAAAUAACAAAAAAUCAUGUACAUUUAGUAAAUUCAUCUCUGAAAAUGAGAGUUCGUUAUGCAGCACAAAUUUUGAAAGAAUCAUUACAAUUUUUAAACGAUUGGGAAGACAUGUUUCACAAUCGCAAAAUAACUGAAAAUCAGUUUUUAACAGCUAACACAGCUGAAGGUUUACGAGUAACACUUCAGUCAACAUUAGAUAUUAUUGAAUAUUUAAUUACUAGAUACAAUUUCACUUAUGUAUUAACUGGAAAAAUAAACCAGGAUGCAUUGGAACGUUUUUUUGGAACAAUUAGACAAGCUGCUGGAGCAAACGACCAUCCAGGAACCCCAACAUUUAUACAGUUGUAUAAAUUGUUGUCUGUAUAUAGUAUUUUGCGUCCUCCAAAGUAUGGAAAUUGUUCCAUUGAUACUGAUACAUCUAAUCAAUCAUCAAAUUUAAUAAAAAUUAGUGACUUAAAAAGUAUAUAUGAUAAUAAAAGUGAAUCUGCAUUAGGAACAUUAAAAAGAAAAUUAGAUGACAUUCUACUCGAAGAUUUGUGGGAGUUUACAGAUAUAUUAGAACAUGAUUAUUCAUACGCACCUGUAAUAGAUUGUUUAAUAUAUUAUGUAACAGGAUAUUUGUGUAAGCAAAUAUUUAAGCAUAGUCAAUGUAGUGUAUGUAAAGAAGCUAUAAUUUUGAAUAGUAAACUUCAAGGUCCUGAGCAUCUACAUAAUCGUGGUCCUGAGUCUGAAUUGACAGAAUUGAAGUCUAGGGGAAAAUUGAUACACCCAAAUAAGAAAUUUUUUCACUUUAUUUUUAAGAUUGAAGAAUAUUUUAUACUUCACAUAGAUAGUCCUUAUGUGUUUGAAGAAGUAGUUGAAGAUAUAUUGACUAAUGAAUGUUUAGGUUUCCCUUGUCGUCAACACAAAGACGAAAUAAUUACUUACUCCAUAAGGUACUAUAUCAAUAUGCGUAUGCGCCAAUUUACUAAGCAGCUAAAUCAAAAUAAUCAAAAAGAAAAUCAAAAAAGAAAAAAACUAUCAAAAUUCUGUACUACAUAA